CUGUAACUUUGAAAGCAAGUGGACGUGUGACGGAAAUUGUAAUCAAAAAAGUGGAAGUGGAGAGCAAAGAAAGUUGUGUAAAUAGAAAAAUCACAAAAGUGCAGUGCAUUGCUGGUGCUGUAUGAGUCUGUAUGUGUGUAUAUGCAUGUCUGUUAAAGAAGAAGAGAGAGCGAGUAAGGGGAUUGCUGCUAUUUAAAUUGACUGAAUUUGACAUUAUUGACGAAGCGAGAAGCAAAGAAAAAUACAUAAAUAGAGAGUCCAGCAUAGCGACAAUAUGUCCACCGUAGAAUCUUCAAGUUCGGCGGUGCAACAGCCACCCUCGUCCACAUUGCCAAUGUUGGGCGACAACCAGGUGUCCACCAUGCAGAUUCAAAUACAAGCCUCAACAUCUUCGGCGGGAGGCAGUAGUAGCAUGUCGUUGGGCGUACCGUUAGAUACGCAGAGUAGCGGUGAGCCUCCAGCUAAGAAGCAAAUGCUUGAUCCGAGUGCGGCUUCCUCCUCGUCGGGAAUGUCCGGCGGCGGGGGCGGUGGUCCAGCUGGAACUGGAUCCGGAACGCACGAGAAGCUUGCGUAUCGCAUCUCGACUGCGCUUUGCUGUGCCGUGUGCUUGGAUUUGCCCAAAACGGCCAUGUAUCAGUGCCAAAUGGGUCACCUGAUGUGCGCCGCCUGCUUCACCCACCUUCUGGCGGACGGACGGUAUGAAACACAAAAGCGCAAAUUAAACGACUUGAAAAAUUAUUUACUCCUACGUGAUCAGAUUGCCACGUGCCCCAAUUGCCGUGUGGAAAUAUCAAAGAGCACCGCAUCCCGUAAUCUGGCCGUAGAGAAGGCAGCUUCUGAGCUACCCAGCGAAUGUCAGUUUUGCAACAAGGAGUUUCCAUACAAAUCGCUGGAACGCCACGAACAGCACGAGUGCCAGGAGAGACCCACAAAAUGCAAAUAUCAUCGCAUCGGCUGCCAGUGGCGUGGACCUCAUCACGAGACAACCGAACACGAACGUAACUGUUUGCAUCCGCAGAAAUCUGGCUAUGAGGUAAUGGCUGCCUUGGAGGCGCAUGAUGUCAAGAUCAAGGAGGAGAAGAAAAUGUUUAGUACAUUGAUUGAUCUACUGAGCUACGAGAAAAUCAUAUUUAAUGAUCUGCAAAUGAAACCAUAUCGCACAGAUGAAUAUGUUCACAAGCUGUUUUAUGAGACCGCUCGCUUUUCGGCUUUUAACCAACAGUGGGUGGUCAAGGCGCGCAUCAACAACAGCCAACGCGAUCCGCAUCAAUCGAAUGAUCGCACCAUUACCUAUCAGCUCAUACUGAAAACGAAAACCAGCACGCCCAUGAGCAUACACUUCUUUGCACUCAAGGGUCCCUUCUCGGACAUGAAGGUCUCCACCCAGAUCUAUAAGCACGAGUUUACAGAGACGAGCACUGAGAGCGAUUACUAUGUGCUGCCCUUGCCGGAUGGCAACGGUUCCGGUUCUAGCGAAUGCAACCGCAUGCUGGCAAACAAGGGCAUUAAUUUCCGUUUACUGAUGUUUCUGCUGAAUAAGUAAAGGGCUCGUUAUAUGCAGUAGUAAAGAUUUUGGAAAUAGUUUAAGUAUGUUGUUUCUAACUCAUAAAUGUGCAAAAAUAGAUAUAGCUAAUACAUAUAUAUAUUUUCUAUCUUAAAAUGUACAUGUACUUUCAACAAGAAAAAACCACCCUACCCCUUAUACUAACAAUCACGAUAAACGAAAGCACUGUAACGCGGUAGGUUGUAAUUGUAACCUAAUAUUAGUCGAGUUUUAAGCUUUAUAUUGCUGGCAACAAAAUAAUGUAAUGUUAAAUUGUCCCACACUUGCUGGGGAAGACAAACAUUGAAAGAUGCGAUAUAUUUAAUUAUAAGACAGACAUUAAUUAGUGUAGAUGAGACACCCCCUGAUUAUGUUUAACCCCGUUUAAUGCCGUUAAUACAGAGCCAUAUGCAUAAAUUUACUAACAUAUGUAUGUACAUUACAUAGCUCAAUGUACAAAUCAAAACAACAGCUAAUUUAAUCAUAAAUAAAUACUACAAACACGGUAUAUAUAUGUAUGUAUCGUGUACAUCGGAAAUGCCAUUUGAGGGAACUAAUUCAUCAAUAAUUUCAACAAAAACUAUGUUAAUCUUUGCUGUUAGUGCAGGUGGAGAAUUUAUGUAGUGUGACUUUAAAAAUGAUAAAAUAUUUUAUUGAUCUCACUCGAAUAAACAAAUACAAACAA
This is a messenger RNA of Drosophila montana, 2228 nucleotides long. RefSeq names its product zinc finger TRAF-type-containing protein 1 homolog. NCBI's taxonomy places the organism in Eukaryota, Metazoa, Arthropoda, Insecta, Diptera, Drosophilidae. The transcript is spliced from 8 exons. The record is from RefSeq and is a predicted model, not a curated record. The coding region runs from base 275 to 1543 and encodes 422 amino acids. Gene Ontology annotation, molecular function: zinc ion binding. Gene Ontology annotation, cellular component: nucleus.